Loxodonta africana (African savanna elephant) is the source of this 6734-nucleotide messenger RNA. It is a transcript of the gene OTUD6B, whose product is annotated as OTU deubiquitinase 6B. The transcript has 6 exons. NCBI's taxonomy places the organism in Eukaryota, Metazoa, Chordata, Mammalia, Proboscidea, Elephantidae. The coding region runs from base 107 to 907 and encodes 266 amino acids. Gene Ontology annotation, molecular function: cysteine-type deubiquitinase activity. The record is from RefSeq and is a predicted model, not a curated record. Gene Ontology annotation, biological process: protein deubiquitination.
GUGGCCAAUGGUACCCAGGGUGAGGGUUGAGGGGGUGGGGUGAAAGGUGCCUCCUAAUUCGUGGUGCAGGUUUCUUCCAGCGCGUGUACUGGGCUAUCUGGUCGUCAUGGAGGCAGUCUUGACGGAGGAGCUUGAUGAGGAGGAGCAGCUGGUGAGAAGGCAUCGCAAAGAGAAGAAGGAGUUGCAAGCUAAAAUUCAGGGUAUGAAGAAUGCUGUUCCCAAGAAUGAUAAAAAGAGGAGGAAGCAACUGAUAGAAGAUGUGGCCAAGUUGGAAGCAGAAAUGGAACAGAAACAGAGAGAGGAACUGGAGCAAUUGAAGCUGACUUCUAAGGAAAAUAAGGACAAAAAAGCUGCCUUGGAAAAGGAGCGGGAAGAAAGGAUAGCUGAAGCGGAAAUUGAGAACUUAUCUGGAGCCAGACACAUAGAAAGUCAAAAACUUGCUCAGAUAUUGGCAGCCAGACAGUUGGAAAUUAAACAGAUUCCAUCGGAUGGCCACUGCAUGUAUCGAGCCAUUGAAGACCAACUGCAGGAACAGGAUUGCCCUGUGACUGUGUCUGCCUUAAGAAGACAGACUGCUGAAUAUAUGCAAAGCCACGUGGAAGACUUUCUGCCAUUUUUAACAAACCCUAAUACGGGAAAUACAUAUACUCUAGAAGAGUUUGGAAAGUACUGUGAUGAUGUUGUAAACACAGCUGCAUGGGGAGGUCAGCUUGAGCUAAGAGCACUAUCUCACAUUUUAGAAACACCAAUAGAAGUAAUACAAGCAGAUGCUCCUCCUAUUGUAGUUGGUGAAGAGUAUCCAAAAAACCCAUUAAUACUAGUGUAUAUGAGACACGCAUAUGGCUUAGGAGAACAUUACAAUUCUGUUACACCGUUGAUGAAUGCAGCUACUGAAAAUUGCAGCUAGUUUGCAAAAUGUUGUGCAAUUAUGUUUAAAUACAGUGUAUGCAUCUGAGUAUUCAUACCAAGUGCUGAAUUGUUCUAAAUGUUACUGAAAAACACAACUACCUUAAAUGAGCUUUAUGGCAAAGCUACUAACAAGUUUUUCAGAAAUGUGUCAGAGAUAAACUAAUAUCCCUUUGGUGAUAUUUUAAAAACUGUAAAAUCCAUUGUGGAGAACAUCAUUCAUAGACCAAGAUAGCACCCUGUUCACUGAUAUUUUCAUUGAUAUAAGACCUUGGACAAUCUGUUCUGUGUUGGAGUAAAUUUUAAGUAUUUUUCAUGUUGCUAAAAGCUUUCAGUAACUAUUUCAUUGUAACCUUUCUUGAAGAAGUGAAUUGACUCAGUCUCUUUGUCCUUCCAAUAUAUGGAGGGUGAUGAUAGCAGAUUUAACUAAUGCUUAUAAAUGAACUUGAUUAUUAUAGUAACCUUGUUAUUAAUGGAGCUAAUGCCUUGAAACUUUUUAUUUAACCCCAUCAAGGUGCAACUUAAGAAGCUUGUUUUAAUAUUUAAGAAUUUCUAAAUACUCAGUUGGGAAUCAGUUGUCGAGUUGAAAGAAGUAAGAAAAAUUCAAAGGCAACUAGGUUUCUGUAUCAGAUAAAAACCUCUAAAGAACUAGAGAUUAGCUUUUUAUUUUUAUGUAACUUAAAAAACAAAACAAGAACACAGCAGAUUACUGUAUCUUUCUAAUUUAUUAUUUAUUCCUUGCUGCUCCUUAAACUCUGGAAUUAGUACCAUCAUCUCUUAUUAUCUUCAUGACUACACAUUUUUAUAUUCUCUCUGUGUUUUCCUGUCACUACUUAGCUGGUUUGCUUUCCUUGCAGUCUUUUCUACUAAGAAACAGUUGAGGUGUCUCCCAUCCUCUACCUUGUACAAGUUGAGGGAGUAGCAAUGUUAGAGGAUCCAAGGUCAGUCACGUUUGCUUCAUAUUCUUCUUUUCCAGUUUGCCUUACAAGCUCUCAUCCUUUUUGCUUCAUUCUCUAGGAUUUGAAGAAAAUCUUUGUUCUUUGUUAUUUUGUUAGGCUUAUUAAUAUCACCUUCCCUUUAAUUCAGAUAUUUGAGAAUGUUUAUAUUGCAUGUAUGGAUAAAGUUGAAAGCCGCGGUCUGGAAGUCAAGAUUUGUAUAGUAAAAUCAGUACGCAGUAGUGUUAGGGGUCCGAGAUUUAUCUAGCUCCAGUUUCAGGUAACUCACAACGGUAUUCCUUCUGUAAAGAUAGUAGCCAUAUGUACAAACGUGUCUGGUCAUUUGCUAUGUAAGGAAGUAUUUGUGAAAAUGAGCCCUUUUUGGUUUGAUCUAUUUUUCCCAGAUUAGAAAUACUAAGUAGGUAGAUUUAUCAUCAAAUUUAUAAUAUUUCAUUUUUGUUUCUCCAUAAGUGCAACUCCUUUUUGUAAGUAAACAUUGUGUCUAUAAUAUUUAAAACGGGACGUCAGUCUCACAUGCCCUGCAGGUAACAGAUGUGAGACUCCAGCAGAGACUGGUAAUCUAGUGCAAGUAAGGCUACCCUUAAGGCAUCCUGAUUGCAAAGUUUAAAAAGCAUUCUGCCUGCCAAACAAAAUAUAUUCUGAAGGCUGCUUGUCUUGUAAUCUUGAUUUGAAUGUUUUUGGGUCUCAAAUUUAUAAAAGAAUGAAAUGGUAAAAUACUAAACAUCUUGGCUUUAUUUUAAAGUAAUAUGUUACUUUAAAAUUAAAAUAUAAACAAGAUAUUAUGAAACCUAGGUACUACGAAUUCCAUCUACAUCUGAAGUAUUCUAAAAUAACUUAUUGGUACUUUUUUUUCUUUUAACAACAAGCUAAGUAGUUUUCUUGAUUAUAGAUUUUUUUAAUUUUUAUUAUUAUUAAAAAGAUUAAAUAGCCAAUAUGGUUAUAAACGGAAACUCUGGUGACGUAAUGGUUAAGAGCUAUGGCUACUAAUCAAAAGGUCAGCAGUUUGAAUCUACCAGGUGCUCCUUAGAAACCAUAGGGGGCAGUUCUACUCUGUCUUACAGGGUCUCUAUGAGUUGAAAUCAACUUGAUGGUAACAGGUUUUUUAUGGUUAUAAACAAAAUGGGUAUGACUGGCUUCUGUUUUGUGAUAAGACUUCAGGUAAACAUCAUUUUAGCUGUAGCCUAAACGUGAAAUCUUUGAAAAUGGAAGAUGUUAAUUUAAAAGCUGCAUAUAGUAAUUUAGUUUGCUAAAUGGUGAUGGUCUAAUGAAAGGUUUAUGAGCUUUCUUUUGUCCUAACUCAGAAAAGUAUAUUUCAGAGUUCUGUAGUAUGUCUUUAGCCAAGAAUUUUAUCCACUGUAAUGUUUACAAUUUGUACAAAGCAAAAAAAGUGUGUAAUUAUAGUGAGCAAUAUAGUUUUGCUGGUGUUAUCUGAUGUUUGCCAAAAAAGAAUAAAAGAUGAAUGAAUUAAAUCAACACGUUUGUUCAAAUUGUCAUUCUUUAAUGAUUUUAAAACUUAGAAACGGAAAACUUAUUUUGCUUCAGAAUUUUAUCUAGCCUUUGUUUUGUCCUGACACACAAUUGAGAAUAAUACAAUCACAAAUUCUUGCAUUUAAGGGCUUUAAAAUAAAUAUAAGUGCCUUGCAUUAUGCCCAGAUAAAAUAGAGGGAGAUAGUAAAAUAAUAGCUGUUUAAACCAUGGCUCUUAAAUAUCGGGUAGAAGCUUUAGAACCUUUUAGAAUAAUGAAGGUUAAUUUAGAGAAAACGUAUUGGAAGAAUAUUCUAAGACUUGUAGGUAUUAAAAAAGAAACGUUUGCAAAAAUGUGAAACAGAAAGGAAGUUUGUGCAAAUUAAUAUCAUAGAAUUGUUAACAUAUCAUCUUGGCGUAGUGUGGGUUGUCAUGAACUAGCUAAAGGGCAGUUCAACUGAUUCCUUAAAGAUUUAAUUGGUAAUGUAAUACUGUUUAAUACUUUCAUUGAACAAAUGAGUUGUUUUUUUCACUGUCUCCUAUGUCUUCUGAUACGUUGAUUCUUCUAUCUUAAAUCUUGUUUAAAAUAACCUUUCUCCAUCUUGCAGGCCAAAGGGGCGGGAAACAAAAACAAGCCUCAUGGGGUUUCUGAUUCUUUUAAAAAAUUAAGAGUAGAUUUUCAGAAACAUCAAUUCUUGUCCAUUAACCCUCCAUUGUUUUCGUGUAUAUCAGAACCUUCGAAUUACCAUGCUUGGUAGUUGGAAUACGUAGUACUUGGUUGGAAUGCUUCAUUCAGCCUACUUCACCCAGCUUACUUCUGGCUUCAGCUAAAAUAGCACCUACCUAGGCAAACCUCCCUUGACCCCCCUGACCUGGGCUGUGUGGAGUACUCUGGUUAAUGAAUUUCUUUGUAGUACCUACACAUUUGUAAUUAGUUAUAUUUAGUUGUUUAUUAUCUAUUUUUCACCUAGUCUUUAAGUGCGAAGCAGGAAUUAAAUGUGGACUAUUCUCACAGUAUCUCACACGUUGCCUGGCUUAUUUUAGGUGCUUAGUAAAUGUAUGUUGGCAGUCUCAAAAUGCCAAUUGAGAUGAUAGGAUAUAUGACCAGGGAGUUGCAGUUAGGCUAUGAGACCACUGGGAACAGAGAGACUUAGAAUUGUGCUUGCUCACAAAAGGCCUGUUUUGCAGUUUACCUUCUCCGUGGGUGAAUUCUUCAGGUCUUUUUGUUGAUUGAAGAGAAGAAGUAAGCCUAAUCUAAAAUAAGGAAAAUCAGUUCAGGGAAAUAUUAAAAACUUAAUAUACUGACCAGAGGGGUGUUUAUAGUUGUCUUAUUUCAGUAUGAUCAGGAUGGCUAUUAUACCUUACUGAAACAAAUUACUGCCUUUCUACAAGGCUGCUGAAUUUAUCAGGUCUCUGAUCUUUUUUUUUUUUUCUGAUCAGGGAUGGUUGGUAAUCUAUCUCCUGAUUUUUCUUUUCUGGGUCACCCUUGUCUUGACAUAAGGAAAGUUCUAUAUAUUGUAUAUAAUUUCAACCAAUCCACUGUUAGCAUGGGAAUUAUACCAAAAACUUCAAUGCUAGAGUGAUGAGCAAAAUUAAUGACCUCAUUAAAAAAUAAAUAAAUUGCUAUUUUUGAAUUGGGCAUACUUUUUUUUUUCUUACUUGAAAUUGGAAAGGUUAUAUACCAGAUCAGGAUUUUCCAACUGUGGCACUAUUAAUAUUUUCAGCUGGAUAAUUAUUUAUUGAGAGGGACUGGCCUUUGCAUUGUGAGAUGUUUAGGAGCAUCCCUGAUUUCUACUUACUAAAUGCCAAUUACAUCUCAACAUAAAUAAAAAAUCCUCACAACUGGACUAAUAGCAUUGAGGUUGUCAAGAAUUUCAUUGUACUUGGAUCCACAGUCAACAUCCAUGGAAGCAGCAGUCCAGAAAUCAAAAGAUGCAUUGCAUUGGGCAAAUCUGCAGCAAAAGACCUCUUUAAAGUAUUGAAAAGCAAAGAUGUCACCCUGAGGACUAAGGUGAGCCUGACCCAAGCCAUGGUGUUUUUAAUUGCCUCAUAUGCAUGUGAAAGCUGAACAAUGAAUAAGGAAGACUGAAGAAUUGACACCUUUGAAUUGUGGUGUUGGUGAAGAGUAUUAAAUAUACCAUGAACUGCCAAAAGAAUGAGCAAAUCUAUCUUGGAAGAAGUACAACCAGGAUGCUCCUUAAAAGCAAGGAUGGCGAGACUACGUCUCACAUACUUUGGGCAUGUUAUCAGGAGGGAUCAGUCCCUGGAGAAGGACAUCAUGCUUGGUAAAGUAGAUGGUCAGCAAAAAAGAGGGAGACCCUCAACGAGAUGGAUUGAUACAGUGGCUGCAACAAUGGGCUCAAGCAUAGCAACGAUUGUGAGGGUGGCACAGGACCGGGCAGUGUUUCAUUCUGUUGUGCACAUGGUCACUACAAGUUGGAACCGACUUAAUGGCACCUAACAACAACAAAUGGCAGUAGUACCCCCCUCUUGAGUUGUGACAACAAAAAAUGUUUUGAGGCAUUGCUAAAUGUCUCUUUGGGGACAAAAUUGUCCCCAGCUGAAAAUUAGUUGAGAACUUGAGAAGUUCCAAUGAAACCUUUUAGAACAAAAAUUAGGCACUAGGUAGGGUUAUCAACCGCCUUUAGUGACCAUGGCAGCUGCCGAAUGCCAGACUUUACGUGAACUCUCUUUGGAAGUCGGUGAACCUUAACUCUCUUUUUCCUUCUCUCUUCAUGUUGUAUCCAUACCUACUGAGAUGUGUUUAUUUGACUUGUGGUAGCAGUCAUAAUAGACUGGGUUAUCCUGUGGUAAUGAAGAUUUUGGUGGCUCCCAAAAAAGGAAUAUUUCUUGUAUGUGCUACCUUUCUAUUGCAAGUUGACUGGGGGCUCUGCUCCAUGUCUACACUCUGAAAUCAACAUUAUUGGAGUUAUCACCUUCUUAAAUUUUGCUAGGAGAGAGCAAUCUAGAGGGUCUCCCUCCAGCAAAUGAACACUAUGGCCUGGAAGAGGCACAUCUCAUUUCAAUUCAUUGGCCAGAUUUAGUCACGUGGCCUCCCAUAUUACCCAAAGAGGAGAGUGGCCAGAGUGCAGUCCUACCAGGUGUCCUGAUGGCAGGGAGCUAGGAUAUUUGGUGAAGACAAUUAAGGAUCGCUGCACGCGAACUGCAAAUAUUGACAUUUGAGGUUAGACCUAGACUUGAAAACUUGACCCCUAGUACUUAUUUGCUAUUUAAACUCAUUACCCCCAAGUCAAUUCAGACUCAGAGCAACCCUGUAGGACAGAGUAGAACUGCCCCAUAGGGUUUCCAAGGAGCGGCUGGUGGAGUCGAACUGCCAACCUUUGGUUAGCAGCUGAGCUCUUAACCAUUGCACCACCAGGGCUCCUACUGGCUAUUUAAGUUCAUGCA